Messenger RNA from Bipolaris maydis ATCC 48331, 731 nucleotides. Its product is annotated as Calycin-like protein. Gene Ontology annotation, cellular component: cytoplasm. The record is from RefSeq and is a predicted model, not a curated record. Gene Ontology annotation, biological process: lipid metabolic process; response to reactive oxygen species. Lineage: Eukaryota; Fungi; Ascomycota; Dothideomycetes; Pleosporales; Pleosporaceae.
AUGCGCAUCCAACCCACCAUCCUCGCCCUCGCCUCUACAGCCUCCUGCAGCCUCCUCCCCCGUAACCCCCCAACAAACUCAACCACCACACCCUCAGUUGUCGCAGCCCAAUACGACGGAACCUGCUUCUACCCCGUCCCAGACGCAACCUUCAACCUCAACAGCUACCUCGGCACCUGGUACCAAGUCGCCGGCACACCCUUUGGCCCUACCGCCGGCGCCCGCUGCGUAACCGCGAAUUACUCGCUAAACCCAAACGGCACCGUCCGCGUCGUCAACUCCGCAUCUGCAGGCCCCUCGACCUUCAGCAUCCAAGGCACCGCUACCCCUGCAGCCCCUGCGUACGGACUCGCUGGAGUGUUUACCGUCACGUUUCCGGGGACCCUGCCCGUGGGACAGGCGAGUGCGUGUCCUGGACCGAAUUACAUUGUCCAAGAUUACGCCGUCGAUUGGGCUAUUGUGCAGACCCAGGAGUGGAAUACGCUCUAUGUUCUUAGUCGAGUGAGGGAGCCGGCAGAGGAGAGUAUCCAGGCGUGGGUCCAGAGGGCGGUGGCGUUGGGGUCGAAUGCGACCGAGGUUGUGAGGUUUGAUCAGACAGGGUGCUAAGGGGAGGGGCCGGGGGUUUGAGUGGAGGAUUUUAGGUGAGAAAAGGUAUGGUUGGGUUUAGUUAAGUGGUUAAUUGUUUUGUUGGGGAGGCAGAGUAUAAAUUUACGAAUUAUCAUGGUAACGUU